UGGGGCGUGCGAGCGGACGAUCCACUAGCUGAGUGUCUCUCAGUAGUGUACACACCCGCUCCGGCUGCUCCCCUCCACUCCUUCCCUCACACUCUGUAGCCAUGGACUCGUUGGAUGAAGAACAGAUUGGCGCCCUCCAGAAGGCCUUCGACUCCUUCGACACUGAUAGCAAGGGCUUCAUCACCCCGGAGACCGUGGGCGUUAUCCUCAGGAUGAUGGGCGUCAAGAUCUCUGAGAAGAACCUUCAGGAGGUUAUCGCCGAGACUGACGAGGACGGCUCCGGUGAGUUGGAGUUUGAGGAGUUCGUGGAGUUGGCCGCUAAGUUCCUGAUUGAGGAGGACGAGGAGGCGCUGAAGACUGAGCUAAGAGAGGCCUUCCGUGUGUACGACAAGGAAGGUAACGGCUACAUCACCACCGAUGUCCUGAAGGAGAUCCUGAGAGAGCUGGACAACAGGUUGACUGAGGAGGAUCUUGACAGCAUCAUUGAGGAGGUGGACGAAGACGGCUCCGGCACCCUCGACUUUGAUGAAUUUAUGGAGAUGAUGAACGGUUAAACGAUGGGUGUCCCUCUCUUUCCUUCCUUCCUUCCUUCCUUCCUUCCUUAAUUCCUUCCUUCAUUCCUUCUCGUCAAUCUUCCUUAUUAACAAUAUAUCACAAAAUAACAUGGGAUAAUUUCAUUAACUCACGACUACAAGGAGGGGGCUGCAAUGUCGACCCCCCCACGCUCACUUCACAUUCACAAACUUUUUUUUUCAUUCUCAUUCGUGUUUUUUAUCAUCUCUUUGUUUUUCUUUCUAUUUAACCUUUCGAAUAUAAUUAAACAGUAUUUAUUUUCUCAUGUAAACACCUCCUGACCUUAUCAUCCAAGGACUUGACCCGGUACCUCUGGUUUUGCUUAUUUCUGCGUUUUCUUACGACACGUGACAGCUAAGUAUGUCAUUCGCUUAAUCUCUGGACACGUGACAGCUAAGUGUGUCACUCGCUUAAUCUCUGGACACGUGAUAGCUAAGUAUGUCAUUCGCUUAUUCCCUUGACACGUGAUAGCUAAGUAUGUCAUUCGCUUAUUCCCUGGACACGUGACAGCUAAGUGUGUCAUUCGCUUAUUCCCUUGACAUGUGGAUAAUCGCGUGUCAAUCGCUUAAACUGUGUAUGAAGGAAAAAAUAUCGCUUAUAAAUCCCUUAUUGCUCGUUAGAUCUUUUGUCAUUCGCUUAUAUUAUACACUCCUACAGUGCUUGUUGAUCGCUUACUCCCUCAUGCUCGAUAAAACUCGCUUCUUAACUCGCUUAGCACCUGUUGUAAUAAUGCUUAAUCUUAUGAGCGCUUAUACUAUAUCUCAGCUUAGUUAUAUCGCAUACUCUUAGUUAAGCUGCUUACUUGUUUAGAUCGCUUACUCUUACUAUCGCUUAAUACCUAUCGCCUUACAUCGCUUACUCUUUCUAUCGCUUAAUACCUAUUGCCUUACAUCGCUUACUCUUACUAUCGCUUAAUACCUAUCGCCUUACAUCGCUUACUCUUUCUAUCGCUUAAUACCUAUCGCCUUACAUCGCUUACUCUUUCUAUCGCUUAAUACUUAUUGCCUUACAUCGCUUACUCUUUCUAUCGCUUAAUACCUAUCGCCUUACAUCGAUCACUAUCGCUUACACGGGACCUCACCUCGCUGCCAAGACAAAAUCGCUCUUAAAACAAAACCUCUCCACUCAGUUCUUCAUUAACACUACGACUGUAUUAAGAAAUGCCAAGUUAAAUCUCUAAGUUUGAUUCAUAUCUUACAGCAAAGUUCAAAGAUCUUUACAUGGUCAAAACUCUAUGUCUUUCCGGGUUAAGGAAAUAGAACCGUAACUUAAACUUAACAACAAUAACUGAUAAGAAUAAUUUUUUCAUUUUAAUUUAAUAUAUACAUCAAAACUUUAAUCUAUUUGCUGUCUGGUUUAACAUACAGUAUUAUGUAUAUAAAUAUGUGUAUAUAUGUAUGUAUUUAUGCAUACAUGUCAUAAAUAUACAUAAUUUAGUCAGUAUUAGUAUUUUUCUCGAUCUAAAUGAUUGGAGUAUUUCUUAUACACAAUGUACUGUUUACGUGAGUUUAUACACCUGAUCACUUUAUGUUUUGGUUCUUCUUCCUCCUUCUCCAGACAUUAUUGGUGACUACUGAUAUUUACUCUAUUUAUUGUGUGUUACUCUGCUUCUUCUUCUUCGCGGUGUUUUAAUUAUUUUCCAGCAUAAAUAGUUUAUAUUUUGUUUAUUUAUUAUGUUUAUCCCUUCUUAUACUGUCUUAUAUUUUUGUUUAUUCUCUAAUAGUUUCUUAUUUAUCUUUAUUUAUUUCUCUAUUCUUUACUUAUUUUUUCUUUUUAAUUUAGUCUUGUCUCUCACUUAUUCACUUCCUUUCUUUCUUCUUUCUCUCUAUUGAUGAAAUUUCAACUUUUUUAUUCAUUUACGCAUUUCCAUUUUGCAGAGUUCAUGGAAAUGAUGGCUGGGUAAAGGAGGACACACACACACACACACACACACACACACACACACACACACACUCCCAGCUAGAGGGGCCGGAGUGUGUCAACAACUCCUCUCUCUCUCAUCUUCUCCUUACGUUAACAUUAUACAUAUUUACAGAUUUUUUUUCUAUUUCUCGUUUUUCAUCUUUUAUUUUUUUUCUUUCUCUUCUUUCGUCUUAAGAUAGAAUCAUUCAUCUCCAUGGCAGAAUAAUAUGUAAUUCUUUCCUCCUCUUCCUUCUCCAUCUCCUCCUACUCCUUCUCCUCCUCCUUCUACCUCUUCCUCCGUCUAGUCUGUUUGCUGUUCUUCAUAUUUUUUAUCACCUGAAGCUCAUUAAUUUACCUGGGCUGUGUCAUCUGACCAGGUAAUCGGUGGCCCAAACACAUAAUAAAACUAAUAAUAAAAAAAUACAAAUAAAUGUUUACCUGUAGCCGGAUCAUUACGGAAGAAUACCUGGCCGUAACAGUGGACGGUAAACACCUCAUAAAAGUCUUACUGUUGACUACUACCACCAUUACCACCACUUCUACUACUACUACUACUACUACUACUACCAGCAUCACCACCGUCUCUCUAAACAGCUGUUCAUCUGAGCUGAUUCAUAAAUAUAGAAUAGAGAAUCUGAA
Messenger RNA from Homarus americanus (American lobster), 3114 nucleotides. RefSeq names its product troponin C. Bases 102 to 554 code for a protein of 150 amino acids. The record is from RefSeq and is a predicted model, not a curated record. The transcript is spliced from 6 exons. Gene Ontology annotation, molecular function: enzyme regulator activity; calcium ion binding. NCBI's taxonomy places the organism in Eukaryota, Metazoa, Arthropoda, Malacostraca, Decapoda, Nephropidae.